CGGGAGGGGGCGAACCACGUGCUGACCAGGGCACUGCUUAACGGAGCACACACUCAGGGUUCCAGGGACAGAGGCCAAGCUGGAAUAUGAUGUAUUUUUUUCUUUCUUAGUGAGGGGUUUGACAUAAAGUAUAUUGCUUGUUUAAUUGGGUGUAGCGGCCACAGAUUGCUUUUUCUGAGGAGCUUUGCAAGUUGAUAUUUGAGCUACAGGAUAGAACCUCAAAGGGGGCUGGUGAGAGGAUUCCAGGGAAGCUCAGCGCUGUUUGAGGACGCAGCCCUUGGAGAUCCGCAAAGGAGCUUUAAGGAGUUUGGGGAACUUAGAGGAAACUCUUGUUUCCUGCCAUAUGUGGACAAUUCCAGUAUGAGGUUGCACUUUCAACAAAGUGGUGUAGGAGUCACAGCUUUGGGUUUACAGGACCAUAGAGCCAUGGAAACAAUCAGGUACUCAUCUUGAAAAAUGAGGGGGAGGUAGGAAGUUUGCGAGAUGUAUGAGAUGGGGUACUACAGCCUCCCUCUAAAUCUGCUCUGAGAACCCAAAUAGAUACCUCUGUAUUUCAAUGAUGCUAGAAAUGGUCUCUCUGCUUAGAGAGGUUAGUCUUGUGGCUUUCUUUCACACUUAAUCCAGAUUUGCUCUCUAAGACAUGGGUUGGUAGGAGUCUCUAUAAACAUUGCAAAAUGCCUUCAGAACAAAGCCAGUUGUACCUUGGGUAUAAUAGAUAAAUAAUCUCUUAAACUGUUUUCCAACUCUAGGCACCUAUGAGCCAGAGUUGGGUCUGUGUACUAGUAGUUACUAAGGAUAUAUAACUAUAUCCUUGCAAUUGAAAUGUAUGUUUUAUAUAAACAAAAUUUAAGAUCUUGAUGCUUCUGGAUCCCAUGCCAAAAAUGUUUCCCUCAUGCCUUAAUUUCCCACAUAAAUGACAGGCAAAGUAGCUGUCAUAACGGGAGCAUUAUGUGAUAUGUUCUCUUACUUUGUGACUUGCCUCAGUCUCUGUGAUCUCUACAAAUAUGACAAGGUUACAUCAAGAACCUGAUGAAGGGUCCCCUGAAAGUUUUAUUCCACCCAGAUACAGCAAUCUGGUGUUGUUAAGACCAAAGAAGGUUUUAGUUUGAUCAUACUUGUAGGAAAAUACUUGGAUUCUGCUGUUUAAGUGACUUGGAAUGGAGACGUGCUCCACAGGCUUGUUGAGAUGCCAAGCUCUCUAGCCUGUACAUUGCCUUUGCACUGGUCUGUUUGCUAAAUCUGUUCUUGCUGGCACAAAAAUCAAUAUUAAAAAAAAAAAAGCUGUAAAGAGCCCCAAAACUCCCAACAGAUAAGCACACACUUGAGAUUAGGAUUAAGAAAGGAAUUAGUUACCUUUGUGGUUGCAAUGGUUUGGCUUCUUUGUUCUUUGCUCCAGGCCAGGAUAAAGCAAGAGAGGAUCAGCAGAUGUUUCAUUAAAUUUCUUUUGUCAAUGCCUGGUGAAAGCAUUUUCACCAGCAUUUUACUGCCCAUCUAACUCCUGAACCACUGCCUCCUUUAAAAUCUCCUUUUCACUGCAGGCCAUAGUAACUUUGCACUACACCUUCUUCCCCACCUGGUCAUUUGAUUUGUCAUAACUUUCCUAACAGUGAAGUUAUUACUCACCAGGCACACUUCGAGCCACAUGCAGAAAGGCAGCACACACUCAAAUCUGUAACAAACAUCAGUGUUCUUAAGCCUUACCUAGAGCUGUAGCCUGUAGAGCUGCUUGUCUGUGUCACUCCUCUUUUUCUUCUGGCACACCCUCUUCAGUCAUUCCCUACAAUUGUUCAGAAAACAUGCUCCCUUUCACAUCUGCAACCACCUAGAGUGUUUAUCCUGCUGCCACAGGGAAUCCUUGGAGGCUUGGGGCCUGCUCUGUGACCCAUAGCUAGAGGGAAGCCUGCAGGGAUCAGCCUGCAGGGAUCUCUGUUCCUUCUGAGCUGAGACAGCACAGCAGUACCAGCACAGUCCCCUGGCCUAAAAGGAAAAGUUGCUGCAAUAAGUCAAGGUUAAAUUUGAUCUUUGGGAGAGGGAAUAAGGAUAAAAGUUCCCAAUGGCCACACUUGGUGAAAUUACAUUCCUGGGCUAAUUUACAAGGAAACCAAGGUAAGUCACCUCAAAGGAAGAGCAGGGAGGUAGCCAACAGGUGACCUGAACAUGCCUUCAGGCAGUAGCAUGAGGGAACUGGAGGGAGAGAGUUGUUCACCUGGGGAUUAACUGGCAAGUAAGAAGGUUUUGCUGUUUCAUCUACUACCUGAGCAAUUAGGCAACAGAUCGUUUUUCUGAAAAAGGCAAGUGCAUUCCUGGUGCUGAAGUAUAUUUAAAUUUCCAUCACACCAAACACUGGCAUGUACCAGACUAUGAACUCAGUGGCUCCUGUCCUUCUACUAGGGAGCACUCCUUCCUCCAGAAAAUCAAACUGUGAUUAUUUUAAUAGGUUAUUGCCAUCAACAAUGGAUACUGCAGGAAAAGGUUGGCAGGUAAAAGAAACGAGUUUGAUUGGAGAGUAUUAAAGGUGUCAUUGUUGGUUUUAUCUGACACCCUUUCAAAUUGAAGUCUGGUUCUGUUUACAGGCACUUUGUUUCCUGUGUAGUUUCUCUAGUUUAUCAGUGACUCAGAAAUACGAGUCUCCUCCCCCUGAGAGGGACUUAAGCUAUGCAUUGUAAAGACUUGUGCUGAUGAGGUUUGAAGCAAAGAAAAUCAGAUUACUUAUCUGUGCCACUACUUUGCCACUGACUCUGACAAUUUAAGGGUGAUUUAUUAUUUCUGGCCUCUUAGCGGAGUGCCCCAAGCAGAACUGCUCUGAAGUCUUAAGGAGUCUCAAGGGAACUGCACCCCACAUCCAUAUCAGGUAUUAGUUGCAGACAGCAUGGAGAAAUAGAGCACUAUCUAACCCAUGCCUUUCUUUUUCUGCAAUUAAUUCCUUACUAUGGCACUGAAAUCUGUGUGCUUCACCUUUGGUCAUGACAUGUGGGCCAACCUCACAGACAUCCUGCAGGAUUCUGGGCUUGACUUGGCAGAUUGCUGCUGAGCAUGCUAGUUUAGUGAUUCCUUUGUAACCCAGCACAUGUGGGUAACUGUUCUUUCCAGAAGAGCUGGGUGUGUGCUUAAAGUAAGAAUGUAUUCAAGUACCUUGUGGCUUCCAGUUAAAGUGGAAAAAAUGGGACAGAAUUAAUUUCUAAACAAGAUGUUGUAAAAGACCUGUUCAGUACGUGUCAGCCAGUCAGACUUUUGACACAUUACUGGGACAUGGCGCUGCUUCUGUGAUUUCCAAGGAAAAUAUAGGAAGCCAGUGGUAGCAUUGGGUGAUGAUUUGGAUCACUUGUGGCCACGAAUUUGCCUGUCCUUGUUAUGAAGGGAUUAGUGCCGUAGACUUUCUUCUCAAGAGAUCCUUUAUCCUGCUCUGGUUUGCUGGAGAGAAACGAAUUCUCAUUCAUGCUUCAUGUGUCUGGAGGGGACACAGAACCCUCAUGACAACUGUCACAUCAGGCAUCUUGCUAAGACGUGUGUAGGGCCAAACCAAGGAACUGCCAUUGUGAUAAACCAUCGUCUGUCUUGACUAUGGGUUUAUGGCAUAAAGACACUGUUCUUUAAGAUAAAGCAAAUGAGUGUUUUGGAAGUGACACUUUGUGAAAGAGUGCAUCUUGGUGACUUGUGCGCUGGGUGAGUUAGACUAAAGGUGAAACACAUGCAGAAACUGAAAGCUUAAUACACUUGUUGUUAGAUAUCUUCAGAAGGAUAAUAGCUUCAGCAAACUUCUGAGUUGGAACAUUUGCUCUUAAAUCUGUACGUUCAUUAACCUCAUACCUUAAGUGACUGUAACUUUCCCAAGCGCUGAUGUAGACAUACUCUCAGGACAAAUGAUGUUCCCAGUGAAAUAAAACUUGGUACAGCUGAUAGCACUGACUUGUAAGCUGGGAACAAACUGGAAAGCAUCAUAAAUUCAUCUGUGCCUUGCAGGCAGGAUCAUAUGCUUUUCAACUGGCAUAGCCAAAAAUCUGUUUGUACAUAGAUAUCAUUCCUUCCCAGUGGUAGUCAUUGAACAAAUUCUGUUCUACGUGCCAAUAGUCUAUAAGAGAGCAGGUGUUUCUAUAUCUAACGCACUUCAGCUCUGAACACAGGGCUGUUAUUUUGACUUGGGAUCAGGACACAUUCAUUCCAAAGUCUAUGAUCCUCACUGCCAUAAAUACUUUUUGGUGGUUGUUGUGGUAGUUCUUAGCAUUUUGCAUUAUUUUAAAGAAAAGAUCACCACUAAGUCUACUCUACUUGAUUCAAGUGACUUUCCAUACUCUACUUUUGUGGGGUUCAUGAUUUCCCCUUUUUAAAAAAGACUGAUUACAAAAAAUUGCAUACAAGUGUUGAUCUGAAUCUAAUUCAGAUGGGAGGGUGUCUUGGUAUUGCUACUGACUACCUACAGAAAAGUUAAAGUUAGGUAUGUCAGGGGGACUUACCUGGUAAUUCCAAAAUGUAGACUUCUAAGCUGAAUUUGUGUAUAAUUUGAAGACUCUACAUUUAAUAAACAGGGAAGAAUAGGUAGCAUAUGCAUGCCUCAUAACUAACUGAAAAAUCUGCAAGCACUUAAAAAAAUUCUCUCAUGCAUCCCAGUGAGGUGGGGAAAAUACAUGAUAUCCAAGGGUCAUAUCACUUGUGAAAAAAUAUCAUUUCCUAAGGUUUUCGCAAGGCAGAUUCACUUACUAAACCAGUGUCCAGCCCCAUUUGUGUUACAUUUGAAGAACUCUCUGCAUUACUGAAAUACUAGGAAUGGCAGUGGAAAGGCUGGUGGUAAGGGAAUGAUGGGGUAAGGGAGAUGAUUUCCAAAAUGAAAUUUCAGGGUUUAACAGGCUAGGACUUUCUGAACUGGGUGUCCGUUGUGAAGCCUCUGUCACCUCUGAGAGUCUUCCUGCUCAUCUGGAACAUUAGAUGACAAGUAGUCUCAACUCUGCUUCACCUUGCCCCUAAUUCACCUUAGCAGCAUAUGUCUCCAAGGAUUCAGUUUCACCCUGCUGGGUGGGCAGAAAUAGCAGCUUACUGUCACUAAAGGAGGGAUGUACAGGUGCCUCAGCUGAGCCCUGCCUUUCUGCUGUUGGUGCAAUUUUGUCUCCUACCUUGUGCUCCUCUUGGCAGCUUUUGGAUUCCUCUGCAAGCCAAUUUAGUUCCUUAAAGCAAGAGGAGAAAAAAAAGACAUUGAAAGAAGAAAAAAUAAAAUUUUUUUUUAUUUGUUACUGCGUUAGAACUAGUGUGAUGUAGUAAGAUUGAAACUAUGGACCAAAGCUGCCCACUCUCCAUGUUUUGGGAUGUUUUAGUUUACCUCUGGUUCCAAUCUGUAGGCUGCAUGGCCACCAGCUGGGCAUUCAGGUGGGUGUGUGUUACAUGUGCUUCUGGAGCACAUGUUUUGGUUUUAUUUUGCCUGAAAUUGUCUGGUUUAUGUGCUCUAAGAUUGCUCAGCGAUGCCAACCCAGUGUGGUAAGGAGGGACAGUCAGUCAAUUUGUUCCUAAAGAAAACCCCUGAGCUGAGCUAAAGCAUAAAUAGAGACGUGGCCUUAGUGGAUUUGCCUUAGUGGAUUGAAUCAGCUGGAAAGGGUAGUGUCCUUUGGCAGGCUGUGUAUGUGCUCAGCUGUGAGCACACACAACCUACCUGCUGAGAUACUGCCCAAAUCUGAGUUCCUAGUGCUCACCUCCAGCUUGAUGCUAGCUCUGCUUCACUUAGAAAAGCUGAUGAGUUGGCAGCAGAACACUAUAUACCAUGCAAAGUGUGAGGGUUUUUUGCUAAAAGCUGUAGUUUUCUUGAUGAUUGCAAGGUGAGCCUAUCUGUACAAGAAAGUGGUACAGGUGAGGGAAUAUACCCAGUUUGCAAACAAGCAACCACACUUCAUUAAUCAAUUGGUGCAAUUUUUGGGCAUGCACAUGGUUAGGUGUGUGUGACAGGAUUGUGUAUACAGAGCAAAAUCAAUCCUAGAAACCUACUUGUCACACCCCACUUUUGGAAAAGCUCAGGGUGUGACUCUCAACUGAUAUUAGUGGUAUUCGUGAAGGGUAAGCUUCCAAAUGUAAAUCGAUGGCCAAGAUUUUAAACAGGUAAUUUGUAAGCACCAAAGCUGAUGAAGCACGAAUUCCUAUGUUUUCUAUCUCGUGACUGAUAACCUCUGCAGGGUGGGCCUGCAGUCUGCCAGAAGGAUGGACUAUAGCUUUCCUAUGUACAGAAUCUCUGCUUUAUAGAAAUAUGUGGGCAUCCGUCGUAAGGAUAAAGCAGUCUUCCCCUGCUUUCCCCCUCCUUCUUUAUCUGCCUAUUUUCAUUAAAGUUGUAGGACCUAAACAUUUUUAAAGGUACCCAUUCUUCUGUCCUGUGUGGCUUGAAUGGGCCAACACUCUAUCUAGGUGCAGGGUGAUUACAUUAGCUUCAUUUCCAUGGGAAGCCAGAUAAGAACAGGGAGCCAGGGGUAAGCUUCCACAACUCUAUUCAAAGGUGAACCAGAAGCAAAGAAAAACACAUAGUAAAUCAUUGCAACACCUGCCUUUUGGUAUCUGCCUCUUGAGCAUGGUCCCAAACACUUUCAUGGCUCCCAAUUUGCAGUUUGAGAGAGGAGGCAGACAUUGCAGAGCUGGAUUGGGAUUCUGCACAGCAGCAGACAGGGAGUGUGCUGAGAAACACUUGGGGAGUGUAGAUCUCAUUCCAGAUCUACAGCCUUGUGCUUUUUCACCUAAAUUCUUUCAUGGAUCAAGUUCUAAGUUAAUAGGUGAACCUUACAUUUAUACUCCCAGGCUGCAAUUUAUAGACCUGUCUAAUGAAAUUGAAAAUUCAACUAGGAUGUGAGAAACCAGCUUGAUUUGGGAGAAAAGACUUACUAAUCGAGGUUUCCAAUAGUCAGUUUUUAACUGAAUUUUAGUUUGCAUAGCCAGAUGUCUCAGGUCAUUUUAAUCUCCUUGCAGGCAUGCUGCCAGCUAAAAGAUUUUUUGUGUUUCUUGUAGGUAGCCUAAAGAUGGAUGUUCCUAAAGAAGUUCAGCCUACAGGAGAGUUCGAGUGUCAGCUCUGUGGGUUAAGAGCUCCCUACACGUACUAUGGGCCAAAGCCGCCAAACUCACACUCUAUUGUGCUUUUGGAAGAAGCCUAUGUCAUGAAGGAUCCUUUCACCCCUGACAAGGACAAAUUCCUCAUCCUUGGGUCUCGUUGCAGUUUGUGUAGCAGAUCAGUAUGUGUUGGUGCAGAAUGUAGUCUGUUCUACUCCAAAAGGUUCUGUCUUCCCUGUGUGAAGGAAAAUAUAAAAGCCUUUCCUUUGGAAAUACAAGAAGACAUGGAUAAAAGGAAGCCCCAGCAGAAAUCCUCCAAAAAAACACAUACAAAACAUAAAUCCUGAAGGACCAAGAGUGACAGUUCUUUGGCUGGGGUUUCUCCUCUCUCUGUUCAGAGACUAGCAUAUUGCUCCUUUUAAAGUAGUAACCUUCAUCAGCUCACUGAAGAGAAUAACACAUUUCCUUACACUGGGUUCCAACAUCACUGUGCAGCAGCUGCAGAGCCAGCGGAACGACUCCAAGGUAUGGAAGAGCCAGGAAGGAAGGCAGAGGAGCCUGCUGUCAUUGUGUAAAGUGCUUGUUGCAAAAAACCAAACAGCAGAGGAACCAUGUCCAAAUUUACACAUUUGCUACUUGAAUGCUUUGUGUUGUUCUUGACACGCCUACAGUGUUAUCUGAGACACAUUUAACUGGCUUAAUUCAUCCAAGAAAGUCACCAUACACCAGUCUUUAAUCUGGCAGUGCUGUGCUGGUAAGAUUACAGUUAUUACAGGGAAUUUAGAGCUUUAAGUCUAAAAUAAACCUUUACGAGAAAAUGUCACUGAUACCAUAGAAAUACCUGAAUUUUUCAAUAUGAUAAUCUCAAUACUAUCAUAGCAUUGAGACUUCUGGACAUUGGUGCUCCUAUAAUAAAAUACCAAUAAAAAUACUUACAAGUCCUUUGCACUUGCAGUCACUCAACCUUCCAGUCCAUGUCAGUACAGCAAUUGGGGAGGACCCUGAACACAUCAAGUUUAUGCUUUACAAUAAAGGUGACUUCCUUUUCACUUUCACAUCAGUUAAUCUGGACAUAAAAAAUUCCAUUAAUAAGCUCAAUUCUUUCUGAACUGGACAAUUAAACUGGAUCUAUAAUAGAGAUGUCAGAAACAGUUUCAGUUAAAAAAGAGUAAAAAAUUGUUACAGAAACAGCAGUUUCUUUAGCUCAAAAGUUAGCUUCUCAGUCACCUGUUUUGACUGUCUUAAAAGAUGAUUUAGGUGGCUUUUACGUAAAACCAGUCACACACCCUAAGGAUAUGUUUAGAAAGCUCCCUAAUACAAAAUCACCUUUUUUACUCAAGUUUUUGUUGGUCAUUAUUUCAGAACCUGUUACUGCAUUGGUUAACAUCUCUUUUUUUUCAACUUAUCCAUGCAUAUAACUUGUCACAGAACAACAUCUAAACCUGAUCAUUUUAGUAGAAUGAACAUGUCUCUGUUAAAAGAAAUCAUCAUCAUUUCAAUGAGUUAUUUUUAGGUAUUAGGACAUCUGAGUGUCCUAAAAUCUUUCUUUUUUCUGGGCAUAGUAUUUUGGUGUCCUCUGUUAAGGACUAGAAUUUCUUGCAGUGACUAGAGGAGCAAUAAAGGACCUAUUAGUAGCCUUUUCAAGCUCUAAGUGCUUUAAGACAUAAAAUAUGUCUCUAAUUGUGGAAAAAAAGAUC
Messenger RNA from Myiozetetes cayanensis, 8702 nucleotides. RefSeq names its product cysteine rich DPF motif domain containing 1 (gene CDPF1). NCBI's taxonomy places the organism in Eukaryota, Metazoa, Chordata, Aves, Passeriformes, Tyrannidae. The transcript has 3 exons. The record is from RefSeq and is a predicted model, not a curated record. The coding region runs from base 6930 to 7352 and encodes 140 amino acids.